UUGUCUUAAAUUUGAUGUUAGAUCGCUCUGUUAUUGUAAUGGCCAUUUAUGAUUAGUUGUAUUAGUCCUUUGUGACUAGUGACUUUUUAAACUGAAUUAUGAAUACAAUCCUAAAAUUCCUAUAAAAUUAAAUAUAAAAAAAGGACACACAAUAAUUAUUUCCCAUGACAUUAUUGUGUAACAUAAAAUUUUGGAGUGGCCGCAAAUACAACCCAAUGAAAAACGAAACAUUACCUUUCGCCAAAAAAAUAAAAAAAAACGAAACAUUACUCAUUGUCCUAUAUGCGAUCUCCUACUGCCAUCUGUCCACUUUGUCUUGGCCUUUCAACAACAUCCCACAUCCCGAAAUUAGACUCGAAAAACGACAGUCGCUUCAGCUCAAACCCUCAAUCUCAGCUGUCUCGGUCCGAGCUCCGAAUAGAGUGGUAAAUUUUCCAAAAUAUCAUGGGCAAAAAGGUCAAAUGGAGCUGGACCUCAGCAAUUAUCGGAGCGGCGUCGGCUUUAGCGACGACAGCGCUGUUGUCGUCGAAGCCCAAGGACCCAACCUUCCACCUCAUCUCCAUCAAUCUCACCUCCUUCAAGCUCAACCUCCCAGUUCUCGACACCGACCUCAUCCUCAACGUCCACGUCACCAACCCCAACAUCACAGCCGUCCACUACUCCUCCACCUCCAUGUCCAUCUUCUACAACGGCUCGCUUCUGGGCUCGGCCGAAGUUCAAGCCGGCUCUCAGCCGCCCAAGUCAUGCCAGCUGCUCCGCCUGCCUGCGCGGCUCGACGGGCUCCAGCUGGCCCACCACGCCGCUACCUUUGUUGCUGACGUGGCGAAGCGGGAGAUGGUGCUCGACGCGGCUGUGGAUAUUGCUGGGGCGGCGAGGAUUUUGUGGUGGGAUCACAAGUUUAAGGUUCACGUGGAUAGUCGCGUGACCGUCGAUCCAGUUUUUCUUGACGUCAUUGAUCAGGAAAAUAAGUUGGAGAUGGAGAUUUUUCUUGCUUGAGUUGAGUUCCCAUGUUUUUUAGAAAUUAUAAGUGUUUUUAAUUUUCUUUCUAAAGGUAUUUUGGCUUCUUGCUGGCUUUGUUGUGUGCUGUAGUUGGUUCCCAAUUUGGAAUCCAAACUAUUAUUUGUGUCACUUUAGUAUUUCAUUUACAUGUUAGCGUGUAAUAAGUCCGGAUUCGAAAGCUAUGCAACGCAAUAUAAAUCCAAGAGCUUACUAAGGUCUUGAAUUCAAAAGUUGAAACAGAACAUAGACCGAGAGAAGGUUGCUUGU
This is a messenger RNA of Prunus persica (peach), 1266 nucleotides long. RefSeq lists its product as uncharacterized. Bases 445 to 996 code for a protein of 183 amino acids. NCBI's taxonomy places the organism in Eukaryota, Viridiplantae, Streptophyta, Magnoliopsida, Rosales, Rosaceae. The record is from RefSeq and is a predicted model, not a curated record. The transcript has a single exon. Gene Ontology annotation, cellular component: plasma membrane. Gene Ontology annotation, biological process: response to desiccation.